UUUUUAUUAUAUUGACGCAUGUAGGUUGGGUAUGUUGCUGUAUAGAGGUGUAAUGCCUGUAUAGCUGAAAUAAAUCAGCUCCCAGCACCAGCGGCAACUGAGCUCGUGAUUAACACAGAACAUGUGAUUUCCUAAAGCUUGUUUUUUUCACAAAACAGGAUGUUGAAAUACCAGUUAGAGUCCAAGGAAGGCUUUCAUUUCUUACAGUGUUAAAAAACUUCUGGCAUCUCACCAAGUCAGCUUUUUGAAGUCUUUCUUUUGUACACCAGAGAAAUCGACACCACAGCGAAUGUUGGUAAUUCAUCAAGGACCUGUGCAGAAAACCCUUUGCAAAAGUACUCUCCUGAUGUAAAACUCUGAACAACACAAAUAUGCAGGAAAUUAUGCAUUAAAUCCUGAGAUUACACCAGCAAAAUUUUUUAUUCCAUUAUGGCAACCUCACAACAGAAUAAUGGAGAUGAGAAAGAUGUUUCAUCUGAACUUCCUGUGGACAUUAAUGACUGGAAUAAAGAUCAUGUGAGACAGUGGCUGCUCAACAUAAAAGUAGAUGAAGAUGAUGCUGAGAUUUUAUAUAAAGAAAAGGUUAAUGGAGCUAGUCUUCUCCUUUUAGAGACAUCUGAUCUCACAGAACUAAGCCUUUCAUUUAAUGCAAAAAAACUGAUUAUUCACAACAGAGAUCAAUUAAAACAAGACUUGUCGACUAAGUCUUGUAGCUUGAAGCCGUACCCUUUCAAGAGAUUUAAUGCUGCCCAUAGGUACAAGGAAAACAGCAUUCUUGAUGUAACGGAAACUGGUCCUGUAGACUUCAUACAACCAUGCCAUGAAUUCAAAGCAUUCACCAACACAACAGAAGAAAGUGCAAUGAAAAAAUACACAUUUGAAGUCAUUCGAUUUGCAGCAGCUUGUAUGAACAGCCGCACAAAUGGCACCAUACAUUUUGGAGUGGCGGAUAAACCACAUGGAAAAAUUCUGGGUAUUAGUGUCCAGAACAAAGAUAGUUUUGAAGAACAGCAGUCAAAAGCAAUUGAAAAACAUUUUCAGCAAAACUAUGUUGAAAUAGCAAAGAGGUGUAUUAUGCCUCCUCGCUUUGUUGAAGUUCUCAAAGCUGACAUGACAUCCACAGACAAAUGUGUUAUUGAGGUAGACAUAGAGCCAUCCUUUAUAGUCUGUAAAGAGUUUUAUUUUAACACUCAUAAUUUAGACAAAGGACAGAAGAUGAAUGUUGGAAAAUCUUUUCUUGUAAGAAAAGACAGUAGUAGUGCAAAUCUGAUUACGUCUGGUUCCUCCAGAGAGUAUGAAUUGUAUAUUGCUGACAUGCCAAAGUUGUCCCAGUUGAGGAAGGAUGCCGAAGAAAAGCAUCUCUCUGUUAUCAGAAACAGUGUUGAAGGAUCAAAACUAUGUGAGAUGUUAACUGGAGGGACUCAGUCUUUAGACAAGUCACAUUAUAUGUGGUAUGUAGUGGUAGCUAACAAGUCCCAUCCUGUUCAGCUAGAAAACUUGGGAUUUCUGACUUACAUGGACCUUAUGGCUGUUUUAGAUUUUGAUCCAGAAUCUGCUGUGAAUGGCUUGAAUACACUUUUUGAAGACAGAAAAACAAAUAAUCACUUGCCGGCUGAAUAUAAAAUUACAUGGGCAGUUGGAGACAUUAUAGACAAGUUAAAACUGACCAGAAAUACAAGUUGGGUUUUCUGUAAUGGAGGCUACAAGGAGGAAAGCCCUUCAGAUGUUCAGAACUGGUCAACUGAGAAAGGAUCCUCGGUACGAGAUGUUGUUUCUUUCCUGUGCCGAAAAGAUGUGUUGCCCAACAAGAAAUUUCUCAUCAUAUUCUUGUUGUUAAGUCAAGUGACUGAUGGACAAGACCCAUUGCUGGAGACCUUCAGUAUGUUUUUACAAGAGCUAAAGGGAACAAAUCAAAUCUUAUGUAUCUGUGACAAUAAAACAACAUACAACAACUGGAAGAGUCUCAUUAAGGGCCGUUAUAGAGUAAAUAUCUCUACAAGAUGCAUUUCUGAUCUGAGUUUUGCUGAAAUCCAUGGAACAGUGCUUAGUCUCUGGUCAGAGAAUCGUAAAUCAGAAAGAUUUCUGCCUGGUGUUGGUGGCAGUAAUGUUGUGUUGUCAAGGGACACUGAGAAAACCUUAGAUAUGCUGAGUAUUCUCUGUGUAAACCAAUGUGAUGGAGGAAAUGAGGACAAAAAAGAAGUUGAAGAGAGAUUUUACAAAGGAGGGAAAGUGUCUUGGUGGAACUUCUAUUUCUCUGAACAGCCGGGGUCAAUGCCAUUCAUAAAACGGGACAAACUUGUUUACAUUGUUAAUACCAUCAUUCCAGAACAGCUCACUAUGAAGAGAGCUUGCGUGUGCUUCAACAUCUUGCAUCUUCCAGGCUGUGGUGGCACGACUCUGGCCAUGCAUGUUCUCUGGACACUCAAGAAGAAAUAUCGUUGUGCAGUGUUAAAAGACCAAACAGAUGAUUACACCAAAGUAGCUGAACAAGUAGUGCAGUUACUAACAUAUAAGACUGAAGAUCAACCAGCCCGACUUCCAGUUUUGCUCAUGAUUGAUGAUUUUGAAGACAUUUGUGAUGUUAACAAACUGAAGCAGCAAAUCGAGAAGAAGUGUCUAGAAAAAAACAUUUCUUCUAAGUCUCCACAAGUCAUUCUUAUGAAUUGCAUGAAAGUUGAGUCCCUUGAACCAGCUGAAGAAAUGGACGACUCUGUUUUCAUUGGUAACAGUUUAUCUGAUGAGGAACAGGAACAGUUUAAAGAAAAGCUAAAAGAUUUUGGGAGGACCAACACAAAUACAGAAACAUUUCAUGCGUUCAUGAUUCUAAUGAAAAACUUUUCACCUAAGUACAUUAAGGAUGUUGUUGAAAAUACUCUGAAAGGAUUCAACUUUCAACACAAACAUGCUCAACUGUUUGCUGUUCUUGUCCUUCUAAAUGUGUACUGCAAGAAUUCAUCACUGUCAGUUAGCGCAUGUGAGGAGUUUCUUCAUCUACAAACAACAGAAAACUGUCAGUCUUGCACGAUUGAAGAUGGAUUUGAGAAUCUUUCCUCUCUUUUGACCAGAUGCACAAUCUCUUCUAAAGUUAUCUUCGAUUGUGUGAGGGUGAUUCAUUCAAGUAUUGCUCAACAAUGUUUGAAGGAAUUUGCAGCUUCCCAUGGAGUGACAAAAGCAGAUAUCACUAACAUCCUGCUCACAGCAGACUUAUUUAAUGAUUGCUUUCUGGGGAAACAAAAACUAAUGUCUGAUGUGCACAGCAUGUUGGUGAAGAGGCAACAUUCAACCAAGGGUGGGAGUCUUUUUUCACCUCUUAUCCAUGAUAUCAUGAAGGAGACCCCAGGGUUGGAGGAGAACAUUUUAAACAAUGCUGCAAAGUUCUACAGAAAGGAUGCAGUAAUAUUUCAGCUCCUCGCCAGGUACUACUUAAAAAAUAAAAACAAAGACUUCAAAAUGGCUAUGAUAUGGGCAAAGAAGGCAAAAGACCAUUCAAAGGACAACUCAUAUAUAUGUGACACAGUGGCACAGGUGCUUAAGAGUGAGCUGAAAAAUAACUUUGACCAAGACAGAAAUGAUCCCAUAAAGCCAGACAGUCUCGAGAUGUAUCUUACAUUGGCUGAGUCUGCAACAAAAGCCUGCAAGGAAACACAACAAAUAGCACAAAAAGAGGCCAUGGCUCGAUUCCAAAGACCAAACAACUAUAAUACCUACAACACUGCUGGACGUCUUGGUGAACUUCAAGUUGCAGUGAGCGUCACAGAAAUACUGCAGAAGACGCCACUGUUUAACUCAGAUAACCAGCUUCUUGGUCAAGUCCUGUCAGGUAAAAUAAAGCUUGAUGAUCUGGCAAGAAAUCAAACUGAACACAAGCCAUAUUUUGAUGUAUUGCAGAAGCAUAUGCGCUAUCUUCUUGACCUUAAGCAAACUAUGAAGCAGCAUUUUAAUUUUCAUGACAAAUUUUUUGUCAAUUUAGAGCCAUUUCUACCUGAGAAAGACAAACAAAAGGAACUGACAUAUGACAAGGUGAAGAAAUGUUUUCAACAAUAUAUCCACCUCUUUGGUGAAAUGAACUGGAGUGAGCUUGUCAAUAACAAUGGCAUGAAUGUUAUGAUAAAAGUUGAGAAGACACAGCAAUGUCUGGAGAGGAACAAGGGUGAUUCCUAUACCGGUCUUUUAGAGUAUUUGUACAGGGAAGACUCUGCAUCAAUUCUUGAAGAGAUUAUACAGCAGUAUCAUUUCAUUUUGGAGUCAGAAAAGGGCAGAAAUGUUAACAACGCUGUCAACUUUUUCUAUGCCAAUGUAGUUCUCGCUAACAUCAACCCUGAAUCUCAGUACAUCAGACCUUACCAGAAACUUUGUCAAUUACUCUUUAAUAUAAUCAAACAUAGCACAACCUUCAGUGAGAGCCUGCCACUGAACUACAUUGCACUUUUAUUGUUAUGGAAAUAUCUUCUCCCUGAAUUAACAACAAUGGUCUCACAAAUAAGGAAUUUAUACUCAAAUGAGUGGAAAGCUGUAGGCAAUGGAAGAAGGGCAGCCAUACAUUUUUUCCUGGGGAAUGAGAAGGGUUACAAAGGCUUGAUUUCUCAGAGGGAUCUUAACAGGUGUUUAGGACCAAAGCAGAACAUCGCAACUAAAUGGGACAAUGAAAAAACAUGGAAGAAAGUAAGAGACACGGGAAAACUUUACAGAGCUUCUGGAGUAAUACGUCACAACUGUAUUGCGGUUGCAGAUUCAGAUCUUGUGGUUUAUCCAAUGUUCAGAAGUCAGUUACGCAAAGAAUUUGGCACAAAAGUGACCUUUUUUAUUGGAUUCUCCAUGAAUGGACCUGUCGCACUGGACAUAGACUUUGAGUCAUAAGAUCAUUUAAAUGGUCUGAUCUAAUGGAUAUGAUUUAAAUUCACAAAAGAAUAAUCAAUUAUAUUCUCCCACAUUAGGGAAAUUUAAGGGACUUGGAUAAGAGAUGAUAAACCAAAAAACUGUGGUUGUGUGGACGUUAUUUUUGUUUCAUCCUAAACAAAGACAUGCUAUUUUUAUUGUUUUACAUUAUUAAGGUUUUCAUUUUGUAUAUUUACACUGAAUAAAUUCCUAGAUGUAGUUUCUGAAAUAUUUUUGAAGUUGAUAUAAACUUGUUUGUUGUGUAUUGUAAUGUGU
Misgurnus anguillicaudatus (oriental weatherfish) is the source of this 5151-nucleotide messenger RNA. Its product is annotated as sterile alpha motif domain-containing protein 9-like. The record is from RefSeq and is a predicted model, not a curated record. Lineage: Eukaryota; Metazoa; Chordata; Actinopteri; Cypriniformes; Cobitidae. Gene Ontology annotation, cellular component: cytoplasm. Gene Ontology annotation, molecular function: protein binding.